This is a messenger RNA of Ceratitis capitata (Mediterranean fruit fly), 1780 nucleotides long. It is a transcript of the gene Ssadh, whose product is annotated as succinate-semialdehyde dehydrogenase [NADP(+)] GabD. Bases 227 to 1738 code for a protein of 503 amino acids. The record is from RefSeq and is a predicted model, not a curated record. The transcript is spliced from 4 exons. NCBI's taxonomy places the organism in Eukaryota, Metazoa, Arthropoda, Insecta, Diptera, Tephritidae. Gene Ontology annotation, biological process: GABA catabolic process. Gene Ontology annotation, molecular function: succinate-semialdehyde dehydrogenase (NAD+) activity.
ACUCUCAGUCCCGUCACCAAGUGUUUGUGUAUCUGGCUCUUGGCAUCGCCUGUUAUGGACGGAAGGUAUGUAAAAUUGGUAGUUGCAACGUAACGCAAAUACUGUUCUGUGAUGACUGCUAGCUACGGCACUCGGAAUUUGGAAAAAGUAUCGAGUAUUUACAUAUGUUGCUCUUAUCAAAGCAGCAGAACUAUUAUCAGCACAUUCCUAAUUAGAAAAUUCAAUAAUGAUCUUUUGUAAUAAUUUUCGACAGAAACUUAGUUUUAUUAGGUUAAGAUCAUUUUCUUCCUUGGUCCAAUCGAAAGCUUUUAUUGAUGGCAAUUGGAUUAACGCUGGUAAUAACCGGACAUUCGAUGUCAUUAAUCCCGCAAAUGGCGUCGUGGUUGGAUCCGUUCCUAACAUGGACGUCAAUGAUGCUACUCAAGCAGUAAAGGCUGCGAAAAAAGCAUUUGAAUCAUCCGAGUGGUCCAAAUAUACAGCCAAAGAACGUUCGAGUUUGUUAAAGAAAUGGUAUAAUUUGAUUGAGCAAAAUUCCGAUGAAAUAGCAAAAAUUAUGAGUGCUGAAUCAGGAAAGCCCAUACAUGAAGCUAGGGGAGAAGUGACAUACGGCAAUGCAUUUAUUGAAUGGUUUGCAGAAGAAGCACGUCGUAUUUAUGGCGACAUUAUCCCAAGCCCAGUCAAAGACCGAGAAAUAAUUGUACUCAAACAACCGUUAGGGGUUGCAGCUCUUAUAACCCCCUGGAACUUUCCAAUGGCAAUGAUUACUCGAAAGGCCGGAGCAGCCUUGGCAGCAGGUUGUACAAUUGUCAUCAAACCAGCCGAGGAUACACCACUUACAGCUUUAGCGCUUGUAAAAUUGGCGGAAGACGCUGGGUUUCCGGAUGGAGUGAUUAAUAUUGUGACAACAGACAAAGCGGUUCCUAUAGGAGAAUUAUUUUGUAAGAGUCCGGAUGUUAAGGGAAUAUCCUUUACCGGAUCCACAGAAGUGGGAAAAUGGUUGUUUCGAAAUUCAUCAGACGGAAUUAAGCGCUUAUCAUUGGAGUUAGGUGGAAAUGCUCCAUUUAUCGUCUUUAACUCGGCGAACUUAGAUAAAGCGGUGGACGCAGCAGUGUCAUCAAAAUUCCGUAAUUGUGGUCAAACUUGCAUAUCAGCGAAUCGUUUUUUCUUACAGGAAGAAAUACAUGACAAGUUUAUAAACUUGUUAAAGCAGAAAGUUGAAGCAUUAAAAAUAGGCGAUGGUUCCAAACCUGAUGUUCAAAUUGGACCACUUAUUAAUGACAUGCAAUUUAACAAGGUUCACGCAUUAGUUGAAGAUGCCCGUUCAAAAAAUGCUAAAGUAAUAUUUGGUGGUACACCUCUGGAGAAAGUAGGAAAACUCUUCUAUUCACCGACAAUAAUAACAGAUGUACCAUCAACCGCUAAGCUAUAUACGGAAGAAGUUUUUGGACCGGUGGUUUCUGUUGUAAAAUUUAAAACUGAGGAAGAGGUUAUACAGGCUGCUAACAAUUCAAGACGUGGUCUCGCUGGAUAUUUCUUCAGUGAAAAUUUGCAACAAGUUUUUAGAGUGGCAAGACUCUUGGAAGUUGGCAUGGUGGGUGUCAAUGAAGGCUUAAUAUCUGCUGCUGAAGCACCAUUUGGAGGAGUUAAAGAGUCGGGUAUAGGUCGCGAAGGUAGUCAUCAUGGUAUCGAUGAAUACGUCGAAAUCAAAUAUGUGUGUAUGGGUAAUUUAAAAUAUUGAAAGUAAUUGUAAAAAAAUGUAAAAACAAACUUUGUUGUAUUA